UUGGUGGCCGAGGGAGGACUUCCACCCUAAUCGGAAGUUCAAAUGUUGAGCGUCUUUCUGCCAUAGCUCUCUAUGAUUUCGAAAAGGGGCGGGGCAAGCUCUUUGAAACUGACGCGAGAAGGUUUGAAUACGGCGGGAAGGGGAAACCCUGAGUCGGGAGGCGGUUGAGCUUUGGGCCUGUCCUCAGAAAAGGAAGGCCAGGCGCGAGUUUGCAGAUUUUUUACACGGCGUCUUCCCUUUCCUCAUCAAGAUGUCGGCAGAACUCAUGAUCUACGAAACCCAGUUCUUUGGCUUCACCCCACAGACAUGCAUGAUGCGCGUGUACCUUGCGUUCCAAGACCAUCUCUUCCACAUGAUGCUGGUAAUCGAAGAGGUGGUCCUGAAGAAACUGAAGAGCAUGCACGACACGAAGCUGACGCCUUCUUCUAUCCGUCGAAGCAGCGAGAAAUUCCUUGCCUACACGAGGAAUCAUUUCCACCAGCUCUUUGGCAAAAUGGAACAAAUGCUGCUACAGGUGGUGCUGAGUAUUCCGGAAAAUGUUUUGCUCCCUGAACACAAAUGCCAGGAACAGUACCACUACACUGCAAGUGAGUUUGAGAAACUUCAAGAGGAGGUCCGUCACCUGGAGCACCGCGUCAAAGGUGAAAUAUCUGCCCAGCAGGCUCUGAAAACUGAGCUGGAAGAGCAAAAGGCUACCCAGGAGCAGCUCAAAAGGAUCCUUCAGUGGUUUGACGGCCUCGACAAUGUCUGCCGAGUACACGGGGCCAGCAACCUGAAAGAAAGCUUCGUCUUCUUGAAGGGGAAUGCCACCAAAUUGCAAACUGUGAUGCAGGAAGUUGAAGAUAAAAGCAAGAAGCUGCACACCAAGUGAUUGUUUUAAGGAAGUACCUGAGCCUGAAGGAUUUGUCAUUAAGCUGACAAGAGUGCUGUCCCCCUGCCCCCCAAAUAAAUUUGAAUUGUGCAUUAA
Sphaerodactylus townsendi is the source of this 967-nucleotide messenger RNA. RefSeq names its product MIS12 kinetochore complex component (gene MIS12). The transcript is spliced from 2 exons. NCBI's taxonomy places the organism in Eukaryota, Metazoa, Chordata, Lepidosauria, Squamata, Sphaerodactylidae. Gene Ontology annotation, biological process: kinetochore assembly; mitotic sister chromatid segregation; protein localization to kinetochore. Bases 251 to 871 code for a protein of 206 amino acids. Gene Ontology annotation, cellular component: chromosome, centromeric region; nucleus. The record is from RefSeq and is a predicted model, not a curated record.